ACAAGUCUCUUUCUUUCUUUAGGUCAGGGCUUUGGAACACGCACGAAGGAUCGAUCCAUUCCAUGAGCCAAUAGCGCUCGCGCUCUCUCUCUUUCUCUCUUCCGUGAGCUUGAGAUCAUGGCGCCUCUCCUCCACAGGCCUCCAGCGGCGCCGGCAUUCCCUGCAUUUUCGAUCCAGCUCCGAAAUCCCGGCAGCCGGGUGAGCCUUCUCGUUGCCAGUAGCAAUUCCGGGGGAGUAUCGAUCAGAUUUCUCAAGUCGCGGGCCUCCUCUCCAUCGUUAGACGGGAUUUCAUCCUCCUCUCUUCCCGAAUCCACCACACUUCUGUCCAGGCCCUCCCUAGCGUCGUCGUCUUCGUCCUUGAUGCUGGCGCCUUCGAAUUUUCUGGGACAAUUCAACAGGCUCUCGAUUGCCGAUCAGCUCUUCGUGGUGCUGGGCGUCCUAUCAUGCCUGACUGUUGGAGCGUUGCUUACGGCGCUAGUGGCAGCGAUUCCAACCUUGAAGGCAAUUCACCGAGCAUCGGUAUCACUGGAGAAGCUCUCGGACAUGGCACGGGAAGAAUUACCCGGGACGAUGGCGGCAAUCCGACUCUCGAGCAUGGAAAUCAGUGAUCUCACACUAGAACUUAACGAUCUGAGCUCUUUUUCUUUCACCUCUCCCAGUCAAGAGAUAUCCGAUGGUGUUAGAACCUCCGCUCGAGCAGUCCAGGCUGCGGAGGUGGGAAUUCGUCGAAUGGGAGCUGUCGCAGCGUCUCAAGUCUUUGCGAUGCUACAAGAGCGAGCGACCGUUCCAGUGCAAGCAGUCAAGCCAGUGGUGGCGAAUGCGGCAGAGACAACACGGCAGGCUGUGCUCCAAGCUCAAAGGGCAGUCCUCACUCUCGCCAGCCAUCCCCAGCUCUCGAGAUGGUUUUGGAAGAGUCUCAACGAAGAGGUGAGCCAGGAAGAGAAGCAGCAGGAGCUAUUUAGUAGCGAGCGAUCAGACAACACUGUAUAAAAAUGGUUAGUUCUUCCCAAAAAUCAAACGAAGAUCUACCAAAGAGCAUGAAUGUU
Messenger RNA from Selaginella moellendorffii, 1046 nucleotides. RefSeq lists its product as uncharacterized. The transcript is spliced from 5 exons. Bases 118 to 990 code for a protein of 290 amino acids. NCBI's taxonomy places the organism in Eukaryota, Viridiplantae, Streptophyta, Lycopodiopsida, Selaginellales, Selaginellaceae. The record is from RefSeq and is a predicted model, not a curated record.